This is a messenger RNA of Pangasianodon hypophthalmus (striped catfish), 2864 nucleotides long. It is a transcript of the gene synpra, whose product is annotated as synaptoporin a. The transcript has 5 exons. The record is from RefSeq and is a predicted model, not a curated record. Bases 289 to 1101 code for a protein of 270 amino acids. Lineage: Eukaryota; Metazoa; Chordata; Actinopteri; Siluriformes; Pangasiidae. Gene Ontology annotation, cellular component: synaptic vesicle membrane; synaptic vesicle.
CUUCUGUGUGUGUGUUUCACCUGUUCAGUGAAGAGGAGUGAGAUACUGCUAGUUUCUCUCUCUCUCUCUCUCUCUCUCUCUCUCUCUCUCUCUCUCUGCACUGCUUCAUCUACACACACACACACACACACACACAGAGCGAGGGAUAGACAGUGAGAGAGCACAGUGGAGUGGGGAGAGACAGGAUUCUUAGUGGUCAGACUCUAAACCGCAUCCCGUUACCUCUAAAUGAAUCGGACUACAGCGAGCGACUUGUUGUGUGCAGCAGGAAAUCUGUUGUUUGUUUAAAUGUGUAUGGUCAUAUUCGCUCCGCUUUUUGCCAUCUUUGCUUUCGCAACAUGUGGAGGCUACAGUGGACAGCUGCGGGUUAGUGUGGACUGCGUCAACAAGACGGACAGCAAUCUCAGCAUCACCAUUAAAUUCACCUACCCGUUCAGGCUGAAUCAGGUGACCUUCACGGUGCCCACGUGUGAAGGCAGGCAGCAGGAGCAGCUCCACCUGGACGGAGACUUCUCUUCAUCUGCCGAGUUCUUCGUCACUAUCGCCGUCUUUGCCUUCCUCUACUCGCUGUUCGCCACCGUGGUUUACAUCUUCUACCAGAACAAGUACAGAGAGAACAACCGCGGCCCUUUUAUCGACUUCAUAGUGACGGUGGUCUUCUCCUUCAUGUGGCUGGUGGGUUCGUCUGCCUGGGCCAAAGCUCUGUCAGACGUGAAGGUGGCGACGGACCCUGAUGAAGUGCUUCUGCUCAUGUCUGCGUGUAAAGUGCAGACCAACAAGUGUGGCUCGGUGUACGGGCCAGUCUGGUCCGGCCUCAACACCUCUGUGGUGUUCGGUUAUCUGAACUUUGUCCUCUGGGCCGGAAACAUCUGGUUUGUGUUCAAAGAGACUGGCUGGCACAAGGGUGGAGCUGCACGAUACCCGACACCUGCUCCUGAAAAACACACCACCGCCUUCAACCAGCAACCCUACAACCAGCAAAACUGCAACCAGGGCACCUUCGACCAAUCAGGAGCAAGCUUCGGAGGAACCGGAGGCUUCGGCCAAUCAGACUACAGCCAGGUGGGGAGUUACACCUCAAGUGGGCCCAUGUCCUACUGACCGCACACCAUUUUAUCUUCCAAUCACACACGAGCUAAUCACAAAUGAUGUAUUUACUUAAAAAAAUCAGAAGUUCAGAAUCAGAAGUUAUGCCAGUUUUUUUUUUUUAAAUGAAUCACAAAAGGGGUGGGUUUUUUUUUUAUUCAUCUGAAGGUAUAAGUGAAGUCUGAAGGUACACACUUGGGAAAAGUUUCCCUUAAGGUUUCUUCAGAACCUGUAAUGGUUCUAUGUAGAACCCUUGCAUAGAGUAUUUUUGCUAUCAGAAAGGGCUCCAAAUAAAACCCUUAACUACUCAAAGCAUCCUUGAAGAACCUUUUUCCCGGCGAGGGAGCCCACCCCAGCCACUGGGGUCGCACAAGACAGUGCAUUCCCAGUGCUGGGCCCAUAAAAACAGUGCCAAAUCAAAUAUGAGGCCCAACCAUCCGCUGUGGUGACCCGUAAUGGGAGCAGCUGAACGAACAUCAACAACAAGAGUUUCACAUACGCAAAAAUAAAGGGGCUGGAAAUGGUUCUUUGGAACGUUGCUGUAAAAGAACCUUUGGUUUCCUUAGGAAAAUUGUGACUGAUGGAUCUUCAACCAUUUUUGUUGGUGAUACGAAGAACUAAACCUUUUUUCCACCAUGAAUGUUACCAUUAUGUCGAAGAAUCUCUGUGGUGGAAAAUGAUGAAAAAAAAUUACUCAGUUUAACAGAAAUGGUUAAAAUAAUAUCAAGGAUGGAAAUGUUCCUUAGGAAACCAAAAAUGUUAGAUAGUUAAGGGUUCUUAGCUUCCUCAAGGGUUCUACUGGGAACCAUCUCUGAUUGGGAAACAUGAAGUUAUAGGGUUCUACACUGAACCUUUAAGAGUUCCUCCAGAGGGACAACCAAAGGGUUCUAGAUUUAUUAUCCACAUUUUUGACCCCAUAAUAUAAUGCUGGUGUUUUGUGGUUUGUGCUCUUUUCUCUCUAAUAGUUUUAUAGGGGGAAAAAACCCCAGUGUAUAUUUCUGUACUCUUUAAAGUUUUCUGUAUUGUGUUGGCUUGAUGCAUGAUGUGCGACUCAAGUUAUUAAUAAAAUAAAGCCAACAAAUGUAACAGAAAGCAGAAAAAUUCAUAUUAAGUUUAAAAUAACAUGUAAAUUACAUAUAUAUAGUUGUUAUAAUUUAAGAAAAAAUAUAUUAUUAGCAAUUUCUUCCUGGUUUUAAGUCUUUAAAGAGCUUGAAUUGAACCUUGUUUUGAUGUGAUCACUGAGUUUGAUUGACAUUUUCUCAGCUGUAGCAGUUGGCUGAGAUAUAGAGACAUGAGAUGGGAUAUAACUGUGUGUCAAAACUGUUUUAAAGCCAAUGUUGUCUGUUCGCAUGUGUACAAUACACGUUCCAUCAAGUCUAGUGCACGUUUCUUGCUGUUGAUCUCUAUUUCAUACUCUCUUUUCUCUUUUUCCUGAUUUUUGUACAUCACAUGAACUGUUCUCUUUCCUAAAUGGAUAUUAUUUAAUGAAAAAAGCCAUUGAAAAAAAAAAGAAAUAAAUUAACUAGAUUUCUGUGGUUAAAAAAACAAGCCUGCUAAUAAGAUAAUUGCAAAGCAUGGCAUUUAAAAAAAGAAAAGAAAUUUAUUAUUUAUUAUACAAUUCACAUAUGCUUGCUUGUUCGAAUGUGUAUCUUUUUAAAGUUUGUUUGUCUGUAUUCAUUUUUUGUAAUUAAUCCCAUGGUGUGAAUGGUACUGCAUGUGCAUUUUGAGUAAUGCUAAUAAAGAUUGUGUACAGAGCCCGAGUCAGAUAGUCUUCUUAU